AUGGGAGUCGAUCUCGACAACAUAAAACCAUCCUCCAGAACAUUAACCGGCUUCAACGGAUCCUCCGAAACAAUACUAGGAACAAUCCACCUUCCGGUACGCGCAUGUGGAGUCUCUCGAACUGUCAAGUUUACCGUUGUAAGCACGAAGGCCCCUUACCACGCUAUACUUGGAACCCCCUGGAUACACUCAAUGCAGGCCAUUCCAUCUACUUAUCACCAGUGUGUUAAGUUCCCCGGUACAAACGGAAAAAUCAAAACAUUGCGAGGAUACCAAAAAGCCGCUAGGGAACUCCUAGUCACCACAGUUAAACUCCAACGAUCGUCGUUAUCGGUUAACUCCGUUUCUCCUCCAACCUAUAAAGCCUACUCCCAGGAAGGCGAAGUUCUCGAGCUACCUAUUGACGAUACCGAUCCAAGCUGGACCGCAAGGAUUGGUGCGUAUCUAUCUGAAGAUAUGCAGCGGUCAGUUCUCAACUUUCUCAAGGCGGAUGUGUCCACAUUCGUGUGGUCCAUGUCAGACAUGAAAGGAAUUGAUCCGGCUAUAAUAACUCACGAACUAAACGUCGACCCGACAUUCAAGCCUAUCCGGCAGAAGCGACGCAAGCUCGGUCCCGACAGGUCAAAGGCUGUAAACGAAGAGGUCGACCGGUUGCUCGGCGCUGGCUCAAUUGCUGAGGUGCGCUACCCUGAGUGGUUAGCAAAUCCAGUAGUCGUUAAGAAGAAGAACGGGAAGUGGCGCGUCUGUGUCAACUUCACUGACUUAAAUAAAGCCUGCCCAAAGGACAACUAUCCUCUUCCCAAUAUCAACGGUUUAGUCGAGUCCACGGCUGGAAACGAGAUGCUCACCUUCAUGGACGCUUUCUCUGGGUACAACCAAAUCAUGAUUCACCCCGACGAUCGCGAAAAAACAGCCUUUAUCACGGAUAGAGGAACCUACUGCUAUAAGGUCAUGCCAUUCGGCUUGAAGAACGCAGGAGCAACCUACCAACGGCUUGUGAACAAAAUGUUCGCAGACAAGCUAGGCGUCACCAUGGAAGUAUACAUCGAUGAUAUACUUGUCAAGUCGCUACACGCCGCUGAUCACCUCCGUCACUUGCAAGUUGCUUCGAAACUCUCAACAAAUACGGCAUGA
Molecule: messenger RNA, 1134 nt
Organism: Brassica napus (rape)
Lineage: Eukaryota; Viridiplantae; Streptophyta; Magnoliopsida; Brassicales; Brassicaceae
Exons: 1
Coding region: 1-1134 (377 amino acids)
Source: RefSeq, a predicted model, not a curated record